Molecule: messenger RNA, 1602 nt
Organism: Penicillium angulare
Lineage: Eukaryota; Fungi; Ascomycota; Eurotiomycetes; Eurotiales; Aspergillaceae
Exons: 2
Coding region: 1-1602 (533 amino acids)
Source: RefSeq, a predicted model, not a curated record
AUGACUUUCAUUUCAUACCCACGAUUUUUUGCAUUUCACCCCCCUGAAUAUGUCAACUGUUGGUUUCUAACUCCUGCGACCACCACCACUGAGGAACCUACCACUACCGAGGAACCGACUACUACCACUGAAGAGUCUACCACUACCGAAGAACCUACUACUACUGAGGAACCGACCACUACCACUGAGGAACCUACUACCACUGAGGAGCCAACUACUACUGAGGAACCGACUACUACCACCACCGAGGAACCAACUACUACCACCGAAGAACCUACUACUACUGAGGGACCGACCACUACUACCGAAGAACCUACUACUACUGAGGAACCGACCACUACCACUGAGGAACCUACUACCACUGAGGAGCCAACUACUACUGAGGAACCAACUACUACUGAAGAAUCUACUACCACUGAGGAGCCAACUACUACUACCACUGAGGAACCAACUACCACCACCGAAGAACCUACUACUACUGAGGAACCGACCACUACCACCGAAGAACCUACUACUACUGAGGAACCGACCACUACCACUGAGGAACCUACUACCACUGAGGAGCCAACUACCACUGAGGAACCAACUACUACUGAAGAAUCUACUACCACUGAGGAGCCAACUACUACUACCACUGAGGAACCAACUACCACCACCGAAGAACCUACUACUACUGAGGAACCGACCACUACCACCGAAGAACCUACUACUACUGAGGAACCGACCACUACCACUGAGGAACCUACUACCACUGAGGAGCCAACUACCACUGAGGAACCUACCACUACCGAGGAGCCAACUACCACUGAGGAACCUACUACUACUGAAGAACCUACUACCACUGAGGAGCCAACUACCACUGAGGAGCCGACUACCACUGAGGAGCCGACUACUACUACCACCGAGGAACCAACUACCACUGAGGAACCUACUACUACUGAAGAACCUACUACCACUGAGGAGCCAACUACCACUGAGGAGCCGACUACUACUACCACUAAGGAACCUACUACUACUGAAGAACCUACUACCACCGAGGGGCCAACUACCACUGAGGAGCCAACUACCACUGAGGAGCCGACUACUACUACCACCGAGGAACCAACCACCACUGAGGAACCUACUACUACUGAAGAACCUACUACCACCGAGGGGCCAACUACCACUGAGGAGCCAACUACCACUGAGGAGCCGACUACUACUACCACCGAGGAACCAACCACCACUGAGGAACCUACUACUACUGAAGAACCUACUACCACUGAGGAGCCAACUACCACUGAGGAGCCGACUACUACUACCACCGAGGAACCAACUACCACUGAGGAACCUACUACCACCGAGGGGCCAACUACCACUGAGGAGCCGACUACUACUAAGGAGCCGACAACUACUGUAGAACCUACUAGCACUGAGGAGCCAACUACUACCACCGCCGAGGAACCUACCACCACGACAUCUGAGUGUACAACCUAUACACUUAGCAGAGUCUCUAACGGUCCUUGUGAAACAAUCACCCAAUGUGGCCCACUUCGGCAAUGGCAAACGAAGCCCUGGACAACAAGUCUGACCUACUCUUGGAAGCGUUGGAACCAGGGCUAA